Molecule: messenger RNA, 324 nt
Organism: Naumovozyma dairenensis CBS 421
Lineage: Eukaryota; Fungi; Ascomycota; Saccharomycetes; Saccharomycetales; Saccharomycetaceae
Gene: RPP1A
Product: ribosomal protein P1
Exons: 1
Coding region: 1-324 (107 amino acids)
Biological process (GO): cytoplasmic translation; translational elongation
Cellular component (GO): ribosome; cytosolic large ribosomal subunit
Molecular function (GO): protein kinase activator activity; ribonucleoprotein complex binding; structural constituent of ribosome
Source: RefSeq, a predicted model, not a curated record
AUGUCUACUGAAUCUGCUUUGUCUUACGCUGCCUUGAUUUUGGCUGAUGCUGAAGUUGAAAUCACUUCUGAAAAGUUAAUCACUUUGACUGAAGCUGCUAACGUUCCAGUUGAAGGUAUCUGGGCUGACAUUUUUGCCAAGGCUUUGUUGAACCAAAACUUGAAGGAAUUGAUGGUCAGCUUCUCUGCUGGUGCUGCUGCUCCAGCUGGUGCUGCUGGUUCUUCUGCUACUGCCGGUGCCGCUGGUGAAGCUGCUGAAGAAAAGGAAGAAGAAGAAGCUAAGGAAGAAUCCGAUGAUGACAUGGGUUUCGGUUUGUUCGAUUAA